AUGUCUCCCCACGCUAUUCGUCCAGAGGCACUGGGCCAAGAGCAGACAGACCUGUCCAAAUAUGCCGUCUCAAGAAACGCCUUUCUCCCCGAAGACAGCCCCCCAAAGAUGUUAUCGGAUCCGUACUAUGAGCCGUGGGAACUUGUCGCUCACAAUCUGCCAGAGCUGAUCCAGGCUGGCCGUAUCCACGACGCCAUCAGGGAACUUCCGAUCCUAUCAACUGACGGCUUCAAAUCCGAAGCUGAAUGGCGGAGAGCCUAUGUCAUCCUGUCUUUCUUCGCACACGCAUACAUCUGGGGCGGAGAUGUCCCCGAACAGAUCCUGCCACCUUCAGUGACCGUUCCGUAUCUCCGUGUCUCCGCUCAUCUUGAGCUGCCCCCUACCUUGACCUAUGCCGGCGCCAAUCUUUGGAACUUUGCCUGCGACGGAGAGGACUUUACCAACCCAGAGACGCUCAGUACUUUGUUGUCCUUUACCGGAACCGAAUCCGAGUCCUGGUUUCUGCUCAUCAGCGUUGCCAUGGAGGCCAAGGCCUCUUCCAUCAUUCCCAUCAUGACUCGCGCUAUCGAAGCGAUCAAGACCCACGACUAUCAGGUCAUCAUCAAAGCAUUGGAAGCGCUGAAAUCACACAUCGAAGAGGUUGGGGUUCUCCUGGAGAGAAUGCACGAGCGCUGCGAUCCCAUGACCUUCUAUCACCGGAUCAGGCCAUUCCUUGCCGGUAGCAUGAACAUGGAGGCCGCUGGCCUGCCCAACGGUGUCUUUUACGACGAAGGAAACGGAAAAGGCGAGUGGAGGAAGCUCAGGGGCGGAAGCAAUGGCCAGAGCUCACUCAUUGCGUUUUGGGACAUUGUCCUCGGCGUCAUUCACAACGGCCACUCAGAUAGCAAGAGGAGCUUCCAUGAAGAGGCCAGAGAUUACAUGCCGGGCCCUCAUGCGAGAUUCCUGGUGCACGUGGCUCGCCUGGGCAGCAUCCGCAAGCUUGCACUUGAUCUUGAAGAUCCUCUGCAGGAAGAAGAGCACCUCCUGAGGGCGGCUUAUACGUCUGCAGUGGAGACUUUUACUGCGUUCCGACAGAAGCACAUCAACAUCGUGACGAGAUACAUCCUCAUCCCCUCCAAGCAGCCGUGGACCGGAUCGACUCGCGUGAAUCUGGCAAGUUCGUCAACGGAAAAGGGGGGAGAGGGACUUACGGGCACCGGAGGCUCCCAGCUCUUCCCGUUUCUGAAGCAGUCGAGAGACGAGACUAGUGUUGCGGGCAAGCUUGAGACUUCGAAGCCGUGA
Molecule: messenger RNA, 1281 nt
Organism: Trichoderma aggressivum f. europaeum
Lineage: Eukaryota; Fungi; Ascomycota; Sordariomycetes; Hypocreales; Hypocreaceae
Exons: 2
Coding region: 1-1281 (426 amino acids)
Biological process (GO): 'de novo' NAD+ biosynthetic process from L-tryptophan
Cellular component (GO): cytoplasm
Molecular function (GO): heme binding; metal ion binding; indoleamine 2,3-dioxygenase activity
Source: RefSeq, a predicted model, not a curated record